This is a messenger RNA of Galleria mellonella (greater wax moth), 1551 nucleotides long. RefSeq names its product cyclin-dependent kinase 7 (gene Cdk7). The record is from RefSeq and is a predicted model, not a curated record. Gene Ontology annotation, molecular function: ATP binding; cyclin-dependent protein serine/threonine kinase activity; RNA polymerase II CTD heptapeptide repeat kinase activity. Lineage: Eukaryota; Metazoa; Arthropoda; Insecta; Lepidoptera; Pyralidae. The coding region runs from base 280 to 1296 and encodes 338 amino acids. Gene Ontology annotation, biological process: positive regulation of transcription by RNA polymerase II; protein phosphorylation. The transcript is spliced from 7 exons. Gene Ontology annotation, cellular component: transcription factor TFIIH holo complex; nucleus; transcription factor TFIIK complex.
GUUCUAACUGUCGCAGGCCUGGUGUAGGUAAUCGUAAAUUGUCAAAUGAUUCCUUGCUGUGUGUCAAAUUCAAAAUAAUUUUGAAUUGUCUUCAUCGGUUUCAGUUUUAUUUCGAACAAAUUUAUUUUCACAGAAUUUAUUCUAUUAUACUAUUAUACUUAUUCUACUGUUAUGAAAAUGAAACAAUGUUUUACAAGUAUUGAAAACUUACAAUAAAUAUACAACCCGUUUGGUUAUAUAUUAGUGUUAUUGCUUUUAUAUUUUAUAGAAUUUCAUAAUAUGGAUGAACCUUUAGUACGAUAUGAAAAAAUUGACUUUCUUGGAGAAGGCCAGUUUGCCACUGUGUACAAAGCGAGAGAUGUAAAAACUGACAAAAUAGUAGCUGUAAAGAAAAUAAAAAUAGGCUCACGGCUAGAAGCUGAGGAUGGCAUCAAUAGGACUGCAUUAAGGGAGAUAAAAUUGUUACAAGAACUACAACAUAUUAACCUAAUUGGACUUUUAGAUGUAUUUGGACAAAAAUCAAAUGUCUCUUUGGUAUUUGAUUUUAUGGACACAGAUUUAGAGAUAAUAGUUAAGGAUAAUAAUAUUGUACUUACACCUGCUAAUGUUAAAGCAUAUAUGAUUAUGACGUUAAAAGGUUUGGAAUAUUUACAUCAGAACUGGAUAUUGCAUAGAGAUCUUAAGCCUAACAAUUUGCUCAUAAACAAAGAAGGAAUCUUAAAAAUUGGAGAUUUUGGACUUGCCAAGGCAUUUGGAUCUCCUACCAGAAUAAACACUCAUCAAGUUGUAACAAGAUGGUAUAGGUCGCCGGAGUUAUUAUUUGGAGCUCGACAAUACGGCACAGGAGUGGACAUGUGGGCCAUAGGUUGUAUACUGGCCGAACUACUUCUGAGAGUGCCAUUCUUGCCUGGAGAAUCUGAUUUAGACCAACUUACGCGUAUUUUCCAAGUAUUUGGAACACCUACAGAAGAAAUUUGGCCAGGUAUGAAGUGUUUGACCGAUUACGUGCAGUUCAAGCCAUUCCCACCACAACAGCUGAGGCACAUAUUCAGUGCGGCAUCGGACGAUUUGUUGCAACUGCUUGAGAGCCUGCUAGCCAUCUAUCCGCCCAAGAGGUGCGAUUGCACUCAAGCUCUGCAGAUGCCUUAUUUUAGUAAUAAACCAGCGCCAACAGUUGGGCCGAAGCUUCCUAUGCCAUCCAGUAUAUCCAAGAUAGAAAUAGACAAACCGUCACUUAAGAGAAAACUUUUAGAAAAUAUGGAUGGGGGUUCGCGAGCAAAAAGACUGCAGUUCUAAAUAUUCCUAGAUUAUGUUCAAACACUGCCACAAUCUAGUAACAAUGUAAAGUGCAAUUUGUGAAGAAAAUCAGAUAAGUAUCUAUAUGUAAAUGAUAAUGAAGUUGUACUAGUAUUUAAGUUAUGAUGAUUGUUAAUAAUCUCUCUCUCCUAAUCUAAGGAGAUUAUAAUCCAAUAAAGCAGGACUUUGAGGACAAAAUUUUAUAAAUUUAUGGAAGACUUAAUUUUUGUAUUUAAAAGAAUAUAAAUUAAAAAC